UAUAAAACAAAUAUACUCAAAAAAAUGCCACCCAAGAGAAAAGCUGCUUCAACUUCUGAAGAUUCAUCACUAACUAAAAAGGCGAAGGUUAACAGAACAACAGCUGCUGGGAAGAAGAAAUCAAUCAGCCAAAAGCCAAAACAAAAUAAGAAAAAUGCACAAUCCAAAUCAAAAGGAAUUAAGGCAAAAUCUAUACCCAAAGUAUUGAAGGGAAAAUCCAAACCAAAACAAAUAAAGGCAAAGUCCAAAGCAAAGGACAGAAAGACUGAAAAUAAUGUUACAAAUACAAACUCCUCAGCUAAAAGUUAUACUACAGGUAAACAUUCUGUCUUGAACUUAGUUUCCUACAUUAAAGAUGCUGGGUGGGCAUCAGCAUUGAAAGAUGAAUUUCAAAAGGAUUAUUUUAAAGAUUUAGAAGUUCUCUUACAGAAAGACUAUAAAAAAGGUGUACAAAUUUUCCCACCAAAAGAUUUGAUAUUUAAUGCUUUCAACAAGACACCACUUGACGAGGUGAAAGUUGUUAUAUUAGGACAAGAUCCUUACCAUGAUGAUGGACAGGCUAUGGGUAUGUCUUUCUCUGUACCAGAUGGUAUGCGACUUCCACCUUCACUGAAGAACAUUUACAAAGAGUUGUUGAAUGAUCAAAAUAUAAAGAACUUUAAUGUAGAACCCACCACUGGAUGUCUAGAGAAGUGGGCUGAGAGAGGUGUAUUGUUGAUAAAUGCUACCCUCACAGUAGAAGCUCACAAACCAAAUUCUCAUGCCAAGUAUGGAUGGCAAACCUUUACAGAUGAUGUCAUCAGAAUUAUCAGCAGUAAAUGUUCAGGUGUUGUGUUUGUUCUCUGGGGAAACUUUGCUCAUAAGAAGGAGAAACUGAUUGAUUCAUCUAGACAUUCUGUGAUAAAAACAGCUCAUCCUUCACCACUCUCAUUCAGUAAAUGGCUAGGAUGUAAAUGUUUUUCUAAUGUAAAUGCACAACUGAAGAAAUGGAAUAAAGAAGAAAUAAAUUGGACACUGUGAUUUUAUAAUAUUAAUUUGAGGGAUAUUUAAUUUAAGAAUUUUGUAAUUUAUUUGUUAGAUAUACGAGAAUAUUUGUGCCAUAUCAAUACAUAUAGUUUGUUUAUUUAUGUAAUGUGAUGGAUUGCUAUGAGAUAUGACAUAACAUUUAAUCUUAUAAUUCUGUUAAUUUAAGUUAAUAGUUUAUGACAAACUAUUACAUUUACAAUCGCCAUUGUACUACAUUGUUUUUUUCUGUUAAGCUUAUAUGUAUGUAUUUAUUUAAUUAAUUAUUGACCAGUUUUUAAGAUUUUUCGUCAAUAUAAUUUCAUAGGCGGACCCACAUGGGGCCCUGGGGGGAGGUGGGGUUUCGGUCCCCCUCUUUUGUGGGAAAAUUUGGUUGAUUAUAUAGGGAAUCACUGAAGCAUGACCGUACCGGGCCCCCCUUAUGAAAAGUUCUGGAUCCGCCACUGAAUUUAGAAUAUAUUAAGAUUACUCUGAGUGAUUAAAAAUCAUAAUUUGUUAAAGAUUAUAACUGAAAAAUAAUUUUAAUAUGAUAUAUGGAAAACACUGAUUAUUUAAUAGAUUUGUUUGACUAAAUUGCUAAAAAAAAAAAGGGGUGAUUUUCCCCUUUUGAAUGAUUUAUAUAGUGAUAUUAUUUUAGUUUUUUGGUUCUUUGAUUGCAUUACUUUGCUAUUUUUUGGUUCUGUACUGAUGCAUAAAAUUACAAAUUAUCUUCAUAAAGAGUGUUUUUCUUUAAGGGAGGUAACUCAUAAUCAUUUAGUCUAAUUUAGCUUCUGGUUAUCUAUAACAGAGAAAUAUUUUUAUACAAUUUUUCCAUUCCAAACUAUGAAUGAUAGAUGAAACAUUUUGUCUGAUACUGGGUUAUAAAUUAGAGAUUUAUAUACACUGUUUAUAUAGCAGUUUUCAAUUAACAUUCUUUUCAAUAGUUUGUUAUUAUGUUUUUUUCAAAUUUACAUUAUUUGUUAUAAAUUUUUGUCUUUUCGUGUAUACAAACUUUAUAAUAAGAAUGUUGAUUUUUUUUUCUCUAUUUUUGUAUACAGUUUUUUAUUUGAUUUAUUUCUGAUUAAGUUAUCUCUAUUUAAAGUCAUAUGAGAAAUUUUGAGUUUGUCGAAACUAUUUAAUCAAUGCAUCCAUAUAUUUACUACAUUUGUUAAGUCUUGCAUGCAUGUUUUUCUGCCCCUGCUGUAGGGGAUGGGGCAUUAAGUUUUACCCUGGUUGUCUGUACAUCUGUUCUGUAUGUUUCUAAAGUUGUUUUCCGUUCUCUAACCAAUUACUGCAUACAGGAAUUCGUUGGCAAAUUAAUGUCUUGGAAGCCAAUAAUUAAAUAUCAGUACAUUUAUGAAAAUUUUUAUCAUAUAAAGUGUAUUCUUUUUUAAAAAAAAGUGCUUCAAUGUUUAAGAGUAAAACUUAGUUAUUCAAGUCUAUAAAACAUCUAACUUUUUUUUCAAACUUGAGGUUUCAUAUUACUUGGAGAGCUUUGUUUUAUUUUAUUGAUACUAUUGAUAAAUUUUACACAUUAAUACAAUCAUAU
Mytilus trossulus (common blue mussel) is the source of this 2551-nucleotide messenger RNA. RefSeq names its product uracil-DNA glycosylase-like. Gene Ontology annotation, biological process: base-excision repair; base-excision repair, AP site formation via deaminated base removal. The transcript is spliced from 6 exons. Lineage: Eukaryota; Metazoa; Mollusca; Bivalvia; Mytilida; Mytilidae. The coding region runs from base 25 to 1020 and encodes 331 amino acids. The record is from RefSeq and is a predicted model, not a curated record. Gene Ontology annotation, cellular component: nucleus; mitochondrion. Gene Ontology annotation, molecular function: uracil DNA N-glycosylase activity.